AUGUCGGACAAGUUGACUAGAAUUGCUAUUGUCAACAGUGACAAGUGCAAACCAAAGAAAUGUCGGCAAGAAUGCAAAAAGUCCUGCCCCGUUGUCCGUACCGGCAAGCUGUGCAUCGAAGUCACUCCCGAGUCCAAAAUUGCAUAUAUCUCGGAACGUCUGUGUAUCGGUUGCGGUAUCUGCCCCAAGAAAUGUCCCUUCGGCGCCAUUCACAUCAUCAAUCUUCCAACCAAUCUCGAAACCCAGGUCACCCAUCGUUAUUCGGCAAACAGUUUCAAGUUGCACAGAUUGCCCAUGCCACGACCCGGCCAAGUUCUGGGUUUGGUUGGAACAAACGGAAUCGGCAAAAGUACAGCCUUGAAGAUUCUCAGUGGUAAACUCAAGCCAAAUUUGGGAAGAUACGACAGUCCGCCUGACUGGGAGGAGAUCCUUCGCUAUUUCCGUGGUUCAGAACUGCAGAAUUACUUCACAAAGGUACUCGAAGAUGACCUCAAGGCCAUCGUCAAGCCACAGUAUGUCGACCAACUUCCCCGAGCCAUCAAAGGCCCCGUCAAGACCGUCCGACCCCUCAUCGAAGCAAAAUCAGAACUUGGUAACAUGGAACAUAUCAUGGAUGUCCUUGAACUCAGAAAUGUCGCUGAUCGUGAGAUUGGUCUCUUGUCUGGUGGUGAAUUGCAAAGAUUUGCUAUUGCCUUGGUGGCAGUCCAAAAGGCCGAUGUUUACAUGUUCGACGAACCUUCCUCUUAUCUCGAUGUCAAGCAGCGUCUCAGUGCCGCAAAGACCAUUCGAGAACUCCUCCGUCCAGACGACUAUGUCAUCGUUGUAGAGCAUGACUUGUCCGUCCUCGAUUAUCUUUCCGACUUCAUUUGUGUGCUUUACGGUAGACCCGCCGUCUAUGGUGUCGUCACCCUUCCAGCCUCAGUCCGUGAAGGCAUCAAUAUCUUCCUUGAUGGCAACAUACCCACUGAGAAUCUUCGCUUCCGUGAGGAAAGCUUGACUUUCCGUAUUGCCGAGGCUGGUGAAGACUACAUGGUCGACAAGGCUCGUGGUUUCCAGUAUCCUGCGAUGAAGAAGACUCUUGGCGGCUUUCAUCUGAACAUUGAAUCCGGUUCCUUCACCGACUCGGAGAUCAUUGUUAUGAUGGGUGAGAACGGUACUGGCAAGACCACGUUCUGCAAAUUGCUCGCUGGACAAGAGAAGCCGGACGAAGAUUCCAAGAAAGUUCCCGCAAUGAACAUCUCUAUGAAGCCACAAAAGAUCACCCCCAAAUUCCAGGGUACUGUUCGUCAACUCUUCUUCAAGAGAAUCAAGGCUUCCUUCCUCAGCCCUCAAUUCCAGACCGAUGUUUACAAACCUCUCAAGAUCGACGACUUCAUUGAUCAAGAGGUGCAGAACUUGUCCGGUGGUGAAUUGCAACGUGUCGCUAUCGUCUUGGCACUUGGCUUGCCCGCAGACAUCUAUCUCAUUGACGAGCCAUCCGCCUACCUCGACUCGGAGCAGCGUAUCAUUGCUGCUCGUGUAAUCAAGCGCUUCAUCAUGCACAGCAAGAAGACGGCUUUCAUCGUCGAGCACGAUUUCAUCAUGGCCACAUACCUGGCUGAUCGUGUCAUUGUCUUUGAUGGCCAACCAUCCGUCAAUGCCCGCGCCAACACCCCGGAGUCCCUCUUGACCGGUUGCAACAAGUUCUUGAAGAAUCUUGAUGUCACUUUCCGUCGCGAUCCAAAUUCUUACCGUCCACGAAUCAACAAAUACCAGUCUCAAAUGGACCAGGAACAGAAGCUCGCUGGCAAUUUCUUCUUCUUAGAAGAAGAAAGUUAA
Messenger RNA from Exophiala bonariae, 1818 nucleotides. RefSeq names its product Fe-S cluster-binding ribosome biosynthesis protein (gene RLI1). The record is from RefSeq and is a predicted model, not a curated record. The coding region runs from base 1 to 1818 and encodes 605 amino acids. Gene Ontology annotation, molecular function: ribosomal small subunit binding; iron ion binding; ATP hydrolysis activity. The transcript is spliced from 6 exons. Gene Ontology annotation, biological process: translational termination; ribosomal subunit export from nucleus; translational initiation. NCBI's taxonomy places the organism in Eukaryota, Fungi, Ascomycota, Eurotiomycetes, Chaetothyriales, Herpotrichiellaceae.